Messenger RNA from Zingiber officinale, 1418 nucleotides. RefSeq names its product glutamine synthetase nodule isozyme-like. Gene Ontology annotation, molecular function: glutamine synthetase activity. Bases 83 to 1153 code for a protein of 356 amino acids. Lineage: Eukaryota; Viridiplantae; Streptophyta; Magnoliopsida; Zingiberales; Zingiberaceae. Gene Ontology annotation, cellular component: cytoplasm. The record is from RefSeq and is a predicted model, not a curated record. The transcript has 13 exons.
GCUUUGGUGUUAGGUGAUUCCAAGCUUUUAUAUAAACCCUUCGUCUGCGAUCCCUUCGCUCAAUCCCUUGUAUUCGGCGGCUAUGGCUUCGCUCACAGAUCUCAUCAACCUCAACCUCUCCGACACUACCGAGAAGAUCAUCGCCGAGUACAUAUGGAUUGGUGGAUCUGGUUUGGAUAUAAGAAGCAAGGGCAGAACUCUCCCUGGUCCUGUUACUAAUCCAUCCAAGCUUCCAAAAUGGAACUAUGAUGGUUCAAGCACAGGACAAGCUCCCGGCGACGAUAGUGAAGUGAUCUUGUAUCCUCAGGCCAUUUUCAAGGAUCCAUUCAGGAGGGGAAAUAACAUUCUUGUCAUUUGUGACUGUUACACCCCAGCUGGAGAGCCAAUCCCUACUAACAAGAGAUACAAUGCUGCUAAGAUUUUUAGCCAUCCUGAUGUUGUUGCUGAAGAACCUUGGUAUGGAAUUGAGCAGGAGUACACCCUUUUGCAAAAGGAUGUCAAGUGGCCUCUUGGCUGGCCUAUUGGUGGUUUCCCUGGUCCCCAGGGCCCGUACUACUGUGCUGCCGGUGCUGAUAAAUCUUUUGGCCGUGACAUAGUUGAUGCUCACUACAAAGCCUGUCUCUAUGCCGGCAUCAACAUCAGCGGUAUCAAUGGGGAAGUCAUGCCUGGACAAUGGGAAUUCCAAGUUGGUCCCACUGUUGGCAUUUCAUCAGGUGAUCAAGUGUGGGCUGCUCGUUACAUUCUUGAGAGGAUCACUGAAAUUGCAGGAGUAGUUCUCUCCUUCGAUCCAAAGCCAAUCCAGGGAGAUUGGAAUGGUGCCGGGGCUCACACAAACUACAGUACCAAGUCCAUGAGGAGUGAUGGUGGAUAUGAUGUUAUUAAGAGUGCUAUUGAGAAGCUUGGCAAGAGGCACAAAGAGCACAUUGCUGCCUAUGGUGAAGGAAAUGAACGUCGUCUCACUGGACGACAUGAAACUGCUGAUAUCAACACCUUCCUAUGGGGCGUUGCCAAUCGCGGUGCAUCCAUCCGUGUUGGUCGUGAGACGGAAAAGGAUGGCAAAGGCUACUUCGAGGACCGGAGGCCAGCUUCAAAUAUGGAUCCAUAUGUGGUUACCUCCAUGAUUGCGGAGACUACCAUUCUCAGGAAACCAUAGACCAUGGACAAUUAGCCUUUAGCUGGUUCUCUCUCUCUUUGUCGUCUUGAUGGUGGUAGCAUGAUCGAUUGUUGAACACUUAACUUCACUUAUGGUCGUGUACUUUAGAUUUGCCAUUUGCUCUGUUGUUGCUUAUGAUUUUUAUUGCAUUCUCAGACGAAAUAUCCCUGAAUAAAUGUACAAUCUGAUGAAGAAUCAAUGCUCAUCGACUGAGAUGAUGUUGAUUGGUUGUCUUGCUAUAUCAAAGUUGGCUUAUUAUGAUCAA